Nerophis lumbriciformis (worm pipefish) is the source of this 2174-nucleotide messenger RNA. RefSeq names its product eukaryotic translation initiation factor 2-alpha kinase 1 (gene eif2ak1). Gene Ontology annotation, biological process: regulation of translational initiation by eIF2 alpha phosphorylation. Gene Ontology annotation, molecular function: ATP binding; eukaryotic translation initiation factor 2alpha kinase activity. NCBI's taxonomy places the organism in Eukaryota, Metazoa, Chordata, Actinopteri, Syngnathiformes, Syngnathidae. Gene Ontology annotation, cellular component: cytoplasm; nucleus. The record is from RefSeq and is a predicted model, not a curated record.
CCUGACCAAAGAUGGCCGACCGCCCAAAUUGCUACUCGCAUGGCAACUCCUAAGAGUUUUCCACGGCACCUGUGAUGGAAUAUUUUUACUAACUUUUGGAAUACAUCGGUGUGAAAUGAUCUUUGUUUGUUACUCGUGUUAAUUUGGAUAACGAGUAUUAAAAUGUACAGUUUAAAGUCCGCCAACAGGCUUUUGCAAUCGGAGGAAAGUUCUAGCAGCAGUAACAAGCUUCUUGUUUCCCGAAACGGUCUCCUUAAAUCCAUCAGGAACAAUGACAAUAGUCUGACUAGUCUGGCAAGCAAAGAGGACGAUGAGGUGGAGUUUGACACUUCUGAUACAGGCAAUAACCAUGAAGUGUUGAUGGCGGGCAGACGCUACCCGUCUGUCCAAGAGUUUGCCGCGGCGAUCCCCAACCAUCUUCUCCUGGGUUCUCUCCUGGAGCACCUGUGCUUCCUCUACGAGAGUAAUCCAGCUCGCUCUCGGUUGUUGUUUAAAGUAAUUGGCCAGCGCUUAGCUUCUAUGAACCUUCUCUCCCCUUUGGCCAUAAGCGACGAGUUCAGCACUGUCAGACUUCAACACAACCGGGCCUUCACUGAGCUGCUACAAACUGCUAACUCCUCACUGUACCCACAGGAACAACAAUGUCUUAGCAUCGGCACACACAAUCCUACUGGAAGGCCGAAGGAAGGACUGUUUCAAGCACAGACGUCACGUUACCUGAGCGAGUUUGAAGAAAUUGGUAGAAUUGGAAAAGGUUCCUAUGGAAAUGUUUAUAAGGUGGUGAACAAACUGGAUGGGCAGCUUUACGCCGUGAAAAAGAUACUCAUUAAAAAAGUCUCAAAGGAAGAUUGCCUGAGGGUCUUGAGGGAAGUGAAAGUGUUGUCAAGCUUGCAGCAUGUCAGUGUCGUCGGCUAUCACACAGCUUGGAUGGAGCAUGUGCAACCCGCAGCAUAUGCAGAGACCCUCCUUCCUGAAGUGGCUUCACUUGACCUCCACAGCUCUGAUGAGGACCCAGAUGGUAGCAGCUCAAGCUUCUCCGUAGUUUUCCAAAGCCUUAGCCAACCACAGGCUGAUGCCGCUUCAAGCGCGCCGGUGCCUCCAAGUGGUGGCUCACCUGUCAAAGACUUGGUGGUGACGCAGGAGACGGCUCAGGGGGUGUGUCCGAACACAAUGCGACGUAUCCCCGAGAACUACGUGCCCUGCGUCUUCCUGGGACAGCGAGCUCCUCUUAAAACCUCCAAGUGUCCCGCUGUAGGUUGGGACACUUUGGGAAUGUUGGAGGAGUCAUCAAGCAGGCGCAACCCUGAGCUGACCAACAACUCUUGUGUUGAAAAGGAGUGUGAGCAGUGGGAUGACCAAUGCACAGCAAGGCCCUCUAAAGAGGUCCACUUCCAUCUGAUGCUCUACAUCCAAAUGCAGCUAUGUGAACGCUCACUCAAGGACUGGAUGACUGAGAGGAAUUGCAAGCCCAAAGAGGAUCAGGCAUUAAGAGGUCCUUAUGGAUGUGUGGAUGCUGAGCACACAUUCAGUCUGCUAAGAAAGAUACUUGAAGGGGUGGAGUAUAUUCACUCCCAAGGAAUCAUGCACAGAGACCUGAAGCCAAGGAACAUAUUCCUCAAUGGUCAUGAAUGUCAUGUUCGUAUUGGCGACUUUGGUUUGGCAUGCAGUGGUUUACUACUAGAUAGCCAUGAAAGUGCCACCUUUCCCAACAUUGAGUCUCCACAUACCACAGGUGUUGGUACUUUAGUUUACGCAUCGCCAGAACAACUGAAGAGUUCUCAUUAUGAUUCAAAGUCGGACAUGUACAGCAUUGGGGUGCUUGCUCUUGAGCUUUUCCAGCCCUUUGGAACGGAGAUGGAGCGAGUCCGGACUCUUGGGGACUUGAGAGAGGGAAAAUUCCCAGAUUCCUUCUGCAACCAAUGGCCAGUUCUUGCCAAAUACAUCUUGGAGCUGACUAGCAAAGAUCCCAGCAUACGGCCCACGGCCAGCCAGCUUCUACAGAGUGAACUCUUCUCCAAUAAAGAUGUGAUGAUCUAUGGUUUACAGAAAAAAGUAGAAGAACAAGAGGAAGAAAUCCUACAUCUGAGGAAACAAAUACAACGCCUCCAAAGUUCACAAAAUUCGGAGUUGGACAACACCUGAUGCUGUAAAUGUCCACUGUGUAGUGUGAAUUU